AUGACCGAUGAAUUGCCGGCUCCCACAAACAGUACCUCCACAACGGCAACAGGAGGAGGGUCAUCCACGGUUUCAACAGAAGGUGCUGCAAGCUUAGCACUGCCAACAGCACCACCUCAACAACCAUCGGCGGGGAUUUUAAGCAGCGGUGGCCUUAGUAUUCUAUGUCCCAGUGUGGAAUUUUCGGAGAUUUCUUUCAAAGAGAAAGUUGGUCAUGGUUCAUACGGUGUUGUUUACAAAGCAUUUUGGCGUGAUCGUUUUGUGGCCGUUAAAGAGUUUGGUCCCAAGGCCGAACAGAAAGCAAUUGAAACUGAAGUCAAACAGCUGUCCCGUGUCCAACAUACCAACAUUAUAGCUCUCUAUGGCAUCGCACUGAAUCAAAUGUCCACCUAUUUAAUAAUGGAAUAUGCCGAAGGUGGUUCACUCUAUGAUUUUUUGCAUGGCAAAGUAAAACCCUACUAUUCGAAAGCACAUGCCAUGAGCUGGGCGCGACAGUGUGCCGAGGGUGUCGCCUAUUUACAUGCUAUGAAACCAAAACCUCUGAUACAUCGUGAUUUAAAACCUCUCAAUCUACUACUUACCAAUAAAGGACGUCAUUUGAAAAUUUGUGAUUUCGGUACAGUAGCCGAUAAAUCAACACUCAUGACAAAUAAUAAAGGUUCAGCAGCAUGGAUGGCACCGGAAGUAUUUGAAGGUUCCAAGUAUACCGAAAAAUGUGAUAUUUUCAGUUGGGGCAUCGUAUUGUGGGAAGUUCUGUCACGACAAAAACCCUUUAAAGAUGUCGAUAAUACAUAUUCAAUUAUGUGGAAAAUACAUAAAGGCGAACGACCACCCAUUGUACCCGAAUGGCCAUUGCCCAUACAGAAUUUAAUGACAUCAUGUUGGGAAACACGGCCAGAUUUAAGACCGUCAAUGCAAUUGGUUGUGGAGGUUAUGAAUGAAUUGGUGCAGGCAUUUCCAGGUGCAGAUGAGCCACUGGAAUAUGAAUUUGUAAAUCAACAGAUUAUCAGUCCCAGUGUUGAUGGAACAAAUGAUGAUGAUGAUAGCUUUGUAUUAGAUUUUAGUGAUUAUAGUUCAACUAGUUUCAGUACAUCGAAUACACAAGUGACAACACGCCAAACCACCGACGAUUCUGGUGGUAGUAGUAGUAGCAAUCGUUCCACAUCUAUUACACCCACUAAUCCAUUUUUACCUCCAGCUCAUAUUAAUUCUAUGCGUUGGGAUGUAAUACAGGAAGAAGAAAAUUCCGAAAGUUCAUCGAAUCAAACCACAGGUGAUCAACCAGAUAAACCAGUGGAAACAUUUAAUUUAACUACAUCGGAGGAAUCAAAGGCUCGUUAUGAAACCAUACGCAGUAAUAUGUUGGAUAAUGCCAAUGUAACAAUGGCCCCAUUGGGUAUUGAUGUUGAUCCGAAUGCUUGGGAACUAGAAAAUAAUGACAAUCUUGCAAGUAAUUUUGGUAGGGCCUAUUACAAUCAGCUGAAGUAA
Molecule: messenger RNA, 1488 nt
Organism: Musca vetustissima
Lineage: Eukaryota; Metazoa; Arthropoda; Insecta; Diptera; Muscidae
Product: mitogen-activated protein kinase kinase kinase 7-like
Exons: 6
Coding region: 1-1488 (495 amino acids)
Biological process (GO): JNK cascade; protein phosphorylation; positive regulation of canonical NF-kappaB signal transduction
Molecular function (GO): magnesium ion binding; MAP kinase kinase kinase activity; ATP binding
Source: RefSeq, a predicted model, not a curated record